Molecule: messenger RNA, 5537 nt
Organism: Syngnathus typhle (broad-nosed pipefish)
Lineage: Eukaryota; Metazoa; Chordata; Actinopteri; Syngnathiformes; Syngnathidae
Product: cytochrome P450 26B1-like
Exons: 11
Coding region: 283-1458 (391 amino acids)
Biological process (GO): sterol metabolic process
Molecular function (GO): iron ion binding; oxidoreductase activity, acting on paired donors, with incorporation or reduction of molecular oxygen; heme binding
Source: RefSeq, a predicted model, not a curated record
ACACUACGCAAGUGGCAACGUCAUGAGCAGAUCGGCUCAUUUCCGAGCGCACUUGAAUGCACCAUUCCUGCGCACAACGGUUGGCACCAUCCGAGCGAAUAGUGGUGGUAAUUUGACCUGCGGGUCACUUCGACAACAUGACGACCUUAAAACGCGAUAAACUGCAAAGCUGAACAGUUUGUUCAAGUUUAGAGUCGCUGGUUCGAGUGAGAGGACUUUCCCUGAGCAGCGCGGUAUACCUGGGCGAGAAAACAUUCACCUUCUCCGCGUCUUGUCUGCAUUAUGUCAAAACUACCAGGCAACGCAGGUGUGUCGCUCCUCGGGGACAAGUCGCUGGACUUCUACCGGGACCCGGUGCUCUUCUGCAGGGAGAAGAUGGAGAAACACGGAAGCAGAGUGUUUCAAAGCCGCCUGCUGAACAGACCCACCACCUUUGUGUGCUCGGCGCAGGGCAUGAAGGAGCUGCUGUGCGAAAAGUCCAAUGUGUUUCUAAAAGAUCCGACUGACGUGAUGACAAAUAUGUAUGGUGACACCAUUGUUACCACUAACGGUGAGGAGGCUUGUCUUCUCCGUUUGUCUUUCACCAGCUUGUUUACAGGAAGUUGUUUAGAAUCAUCAAGUGGUUACAUCACCAGUGUAUGUGAACGCUGUCUCAAAGAUCUUGCCUGCAGUGGCGAGCCGCGGUGUGUGUACUCUGCGUUUAAGCAGCUGGGGACCGAGUUGGUUUUGGGUCUUUUUCUGAACGUACGUGCGGACGAGCAGCCGGAACUUUUCCAGAAAAUCACACAGCUCUGCACUCAACACUGGCACGGUCUCAUUUCUGCUCCGGUCAAUGUGAAGGUCCCUUUGUGGUCAUCUGGUUUUUCCGUGGCCUUGGAAGCCAGAGACCAGCUGCUGGAAAUCAUCAAAGACAAACUGGAGAAUGACGCAGACGGUUUCGUGGGCUCACUGAGGUCACUGCCUCUCCCCGGCGCCAAUUGCGCUUCCCGGCAUCUCCUGCUGUUCAUCUCAGCGCUCGUUCCCAAAGCUCUGGCGUCGCUACUCACCUCGUUCACUGUGGCUCUAAGUGGGAAUGAAAAGGAGGAAGCUCGCCGACGUGCGUUGAUUGAUGCUGAUUAUCUGCAAGGAGUCCUGCUGGAAGUUCAGAGACUCUGGCCUCCUUUCAUUGGUGGACGUAGAAUAGCAGAAAGAGACACGACGCUGGCAGGUUUCCACGUCCCUAAGGGAUACGGCGCCGUUUAUGUCAGUCAUGCGGUCCACAGGGACCCGCAGGUGUUUGAGCAGCCUGACAGCUUCCUGCCAGAGAGAUGGAACGGAAGGAAUGCAGACCACAAGCACUUCCUUUGUUCCUUCGGCAGCGGCUCUCGGAACUGCCUCGGUAGUAAACUUACGGACGUCUUCCUGAAGACGCACAUCAGAGUGCGGAACCGAGUGAGAUUCUGCUUAAGAGUCGGAUGACUCACUGUCCUUCAUCCACCAGCCAGCCGCAUCUCCUAACAACAAUUGACGACAACAGGCCCCAGCCACUCUUCCUCCUUUUCAUCUUGUCUUUUUCCUUCAUGUUAUUUUAACCCUGCCGAAUCAAUUUCAAAGCUUGUGAGCACAAAGGCAGAAAAAGGCGGAAAUGAAACUUCUCUGCAUUGGCAUCAUGAUGCCUUCAGUUCUAUUUUGACAUUGAAUGUGCAUUAUGAUUUUUAACAUGGAGGUGGAAAAGGUCUUGACAGCAUAAUUGACCCCAAAUCCUCAAGUCAUGUGAUCCAGACAAUAGCAAUCGUGUGUAUUGUGUGCAAAUCCUUAUUUACACGUGAGCCACCUUGUGCCCGGCGUACAACACAAUCAAUGCAACUUUGCAAAGAAUGUGGUGAGCAGAAGUGGUUUAAGUCAUAUUCAGCUUGCACGAGCAUAAAUUACCGCAACACAAUGUGACUCAUUGAAAAGCAAGUGCCAACUCACGCGUCCAAAUGUGAGCACACAAUCGUCCAUGCAUCGUUAAAUUAAAUGCUGUGUUUGACAUGAACCAAAGUUACUAACAUUAGCUAUUACAAAAAUUGACACUUUUGUAUGACAGGAUUUAAAGCCGGGGAUUAAUUUUAAAGUCUAUUUUUGUGACACCUUGGGGACAGCCAGUCUACUACCUGGCAACACACAGUGGCUCCAGAUGGCACAACAAAGCCUGACGUCCAUUUUAAUGAGAGGAACUAAUUAGCGCAUGCAGGCGUCUACUCAGUCCUGCACAAUAAGUUUGCUAGCUUGCGCGUAGCUAAUAUGUAAACAUGCAAAAAAGUGGAUUUGUGUGCUUCAAAUACAGUGUAUCGUAGCGAGAUGACGAUAGAUGUUAGCUUAGAACAAGUCAGGCGCCUAAGCUAAUGUGUCAUAGCAAUGGUUAGUCGUUAGCUUAAAACGGGUCAAGAUCUUAAGCUAAUACCUGCCUUAUGUUGAAAGCCACAAUCAGAGGAAAUUCUACACAAAAGACACAAUAGGGACAGUACAUAACUCAAAGUAAAUUUGUCAUCCACAUUAUCGCUUUCAUUGUUUUGAUGCGUUUGCGCGUAUAGCAACGGAAACCGAGAAACCGACUGUAAUCCCCCCCGGAACCACCCCGCACAGAAUCCUCAGUGCUUACUUAUGAGCAAGUGUGUUUGUGUGUCCUCAGACAGAGAGGAAGGAAACAUCAUUAGUCACUGAGGUGCCAUCAAGUGGUGUUUUAAUUGUCUCAUUCAUCUCGCCGCGCUCGCGACUGCGCUCGGAUCGUGACAUUCAUUUGACUGUCAAACUAGCGUCUCACCUCCAUUCAUUUGCAAGCUAUAAAUAGAUUUGAGCCAUUACCAAAACACUGGUAGCUCACGUGAUCAUUCCCUAUUAAAAUGAAUCAUUCUGGCUUUUACGUAAUCGUCUCCGUUGUCUCAGCAGUUCGUGCUUCGGUUCAACGCGAUGAAGACAUUUUUGACCUCUCACACUGCUAGCUCGUGCGUCUGUCUCUUGUGGUGUAUGCUCGAGGGGAGGACAAGCAGAUGAGAGGUCAACAGGAAAAAAAAUAGAGAUGGCACAACAAGAAAUAUUCAUUUUAAAAUAUUUGUUACUUCGCAGUAUCUUUUGUUUGAAAGUGAGCGUCCAAUUUUUCACGCGAGGCAGGAAGUGUGUGAGGAAGACGAACGUUGCGGCACAUUUCUAGCUUCGGAGAGGCGUUGAGGAUGUGGCAGAUUGUGAUAACACCUCAAGGCUUGUGUUUUGUUGUGCGAGGGCACGGGAGGGUGGGGGCGAGCAAAUUUUUCACUUUAGUGUUGUGUAAGUUGUCGUUGCUUGUCAGGCUACCGGGCAAUUGACUCAAAGCGACACUCUACACAGAGGAAAUCCAAUCACUUAAAUGUGACCGUGACUCAUUAACAAGGACACUCCACUUCCUCUUGUUCCUUCCCCACAUCCCUCACAGUUUUCAACGGUGCCCCCCCCCCCUACCCCUCGCACGCUUUAUUCGUGGUCGUUGAAUCAAUGUUGUGUUGUUGUUUUUUCUUUUGGAGGAGUAGAAUCAGAAAAGUUCAGCAGGAGUUCAAAGCUGUUUACUGUUUUGAUCUUUAACUGUAUUUUUCAGUUUAUAAGGGUGUACCAAAAGUGAAUAUUAUAAAUAUUUUUCGAAAAUUUAUGGCGACAGAGAACAAAUGUGUGAUCAGAACCCCAGAGCCAGGAAAUGGAAGUUGAAAGUGGAACGAAUUGAAUCGUAUGACUAUUCUCUAUGCCUGAAGUUAAGUUGAAUGUGAAAAAAAAACUGAAAACAAAAAGAAGAAACUCAACAAAACAAUAUAAUUAAAGCAACCAAAAGGGUUCAAGAUUAGCACCCUGAUUAGCUUGUGCAGUUGAAAACCUUUAAUUGUUAUUGUUUUUCUUUUCGUCAUAUUUCUCUCACCCUACGACAUUUUGAAACUAGGAUUUGUAAGCGCUAUUUACAAAUUAGUUUUACUUCUCUUGAAUGCUGCACAAGAAUAAUCAGAUUUUUAAUUCCAAUGGACUCAUGCUAACGGCUAGCCUAUUUUAAUAAAUACAAUCAAUAAAACAUGAUGAUCCAAUUAAGUUGUCUGCCGGUUAGGCUCCAAAUAUCAACUGCCUGUUUCUUCACCUUUCACCUAGACAUUGUGGAGGCCUCACAUGGGAGGCAGCAGUUACAGCUGCACGCUAGUCUGUUGACAGACGCUUGGCUAAUAGGCUGCCACGUGCCAACUCUUGCUCUCAAUUUCUAAAAUGUGAAUGACUUGCAAAAAACAACAACAACCAUGUAUUUCAAAACAAACAGCAAAAAUUCCUCCACUCGCUAUUCUUGGAAUUGCAUUUGAUCAAAAAGAUUAUGGUCUCAAAAACCAUCCGUUAUAUUGAUAGAAACAUCGUUUUAGAUUGGCUUCGGUUACUCUCAUUGGCCACACUUAUUUGGCUUUUCUUAUGUGGUCAACCUACUAAGUCAUGCAUUAAACACAGAUUUCAAUGGUUAAAGGUUGAAAUUAAUCGAAUAUAGGCACUGCUUUGUUUACUUUCUCCCCCCCAUCAUACUUCCGCCCCCGUCAAACAUCCCUUUUAUUACAUUUUAGCUCCAGGGGUGGCAGUGCCCCUGUGCCCCCCCCCCCCCCCUCUAGCUCUGCCAAUUGACAAAAAAAACUAUCAGUGCAAUGACCUUUCAUAUGUAUUUGCUUUGGAGCUUCAAGGCUUACCUGUUGUUGGUUAAAUAGUACUUAUUAGCCAACACAACAAAGACAAAUAUAAACACACACACACACAUGCUUGAGUCAUUAUAAUGUGACCACCAACAUCUUAGUAUAUUUCCAUUCCGAUGAGCAAGCUUAAAAAUAUUUUUGUCUUUUUGAUGACCAAUCCUUAGACUGUAAAAUAAUGCACUUUUCAUUCCACCAUAAAGCGCAAGUAAAUAUGGAUCUGACCUCGCCAUGGCCCUUCUUCAUUUCCGCUACUCAAUUUGCCCUCUCGCCCUCUCGUAACACUCCUUUGUCCUCUUUGCUCUCCCUGCAUCUCUUUCGCUUGUAUCCAGGCAUACACAGCAUGUUGGCACUAUAACAACACAAGUGUUGCAAUUGCAGCACUACUCAGCCGGAGUUUAAUCAUUGGAUUAUGGGAUUAGCGAGUGGCGCAGAUUUACUGACAUACUGUACAUGCGCCAUUUUAUAAAUCCGUUAUUUUUGAUCAUAUCGGAGGUGUUGGGCACAUCGUGUAUCUUUACCUCCAACCUUUUGACUUGUGCUUGAAUAAAUAGUGGACGAUUUAAUAAUAGCGUUUAUCAUUCAGUAUCCCCAAUUAACAUAACGUAUUCACUAUUCACUUGGAUGUUGAUUCGACAGUCGAGGUGGCGAAUAUGCAGAGGAGGAAGAUGACUGUUUGUACUUGGGAGGUGACUCACGUCGCUCGCCAUAAUGACUAAACACCGUUCACAUUUGAGUGUACCUUCUGUUCUAUGAUUACAAUUGUCCACUUAGUCAUAAUGCACUGAGCACCCAGACAUUUCAGACAUGACUCAAGUUGCAACAAUUGUAUUUUAUAUCAUG